This is a messenger RNA of Arvicanthis niloticus (Nile rat), 2389 nucleotides long. NCBI's taxonomy places the organism in Eukaryota, Metazoa, Chordata, Mammalia, Rodentia, Muridae. The record is from RefSeq and is a predicted model, not a curated record.
AAUGUCUGCAGGAUAUUGUAGAAACAUGUUUUCUCGACUGAGGAGACAUUUUCGGAGAGCAGAGGUGGACAUGACAGAGAUGAAAGAAAAGAGGAAGGAGGCUGGCUUUUCAGCUGAGAGGAAUGAAGGACGAAGGAGGUGGUCUUGGCGAAUGUGGAGGGUUGGCAGAAGGACAUCAUCCCCUGCAAGUGUCCUCAUGAAGAAGCUGGCCAAGGAGGAAAAGGAGAGGCUGACAGAAGAGCUGCAGCUCAUUACCCAGAAGAGAAAGGAAGAGAGAGACCAACUGAUCUUUCUCACGGAGGAGGGAUCCAUGAAAAAGAGGUGUGCAUUGCUCCAAACCCUGUGGUGUCAGAUGGGGUCUGCAAUGUCACUCUCAUCCAUUUAAGGUUGUGGGUUCUAGGAAGCUGUACCUCCAGAACAUCCCUGUGCCCUUCCUCAUGUCUCUAAAUACUUCUUAGAGGAAAGGCAGAACCUGAAGCUUGGUCAGGAGGGAGUUGGGAAAAUGCACUCUUCUGCUUCCUCCAAUGAAAAGUUGAAUUGUGGUCUGAGGAAAGAAGUCAGAGAUGGAGGUAGUAGAGAGUGAGUUCCCAGCAUGCAUUUGGAAAGCCCUUACCAAGCUGUGGCUUUGUGAGGUUCUAGGUGCUGUUUAUGGUGAGUCUUUGUGCUUGGAUGUCAGGUGACUAAGUGCUGGAUGCUCCUGGCAGCAGCUGGAGGGGCCUGGUCCCACAUUGUUCAUCUCAGUGCUUGAGUAGAAAGCCUGAGCCUCACGACUGUUCCUCUUUGUCUGUGUGCCUUAUAGUCUGAGACAGCAUUGUUGCAAGCAUGUCUUCUGCAUCUCAUUGUGCUCUCUCUUUUGCUGUCUCUGUUCCUCUUUCUCAUCCUCUGACUCUGUUCUCUUUUCUCAUUCUUGUGGGUUUGUCCAAUUUUGUGAGUCCAGGUAUGUGUGUGCACAUGCACAUACAUGUGCAUACAUUUUGUAUGUUUCCAUUUCCCUCCACACUUUGGAAUCUAGGGUUCUGUGAUUUGGCCUGGGGAUUGACCUGUAUAACAGUUUCAGGGUGAUGUGAGUGCUGAGGUCUGGGAGGCCCCACUAUACACAGCACUGCUCUUUGCCUAAGUUCUCACAAUUGUCCUUACAUUCGUAUUCCUUGGGCAGAUUAUAAAGCGGUGGAGAUGUCUGGUCUCAUCUCCAGAAUUAUGUGUAAUAUCUGUCUCUACACUGUAAUUAUCCAAGAUGUAGAAUCCCUUUUAUGGGAUUCUGUAUUGUAUCCCCGUUUUGGCUGGACAAAUUCUUGUGGCCUAGGCUCUUGAGACCACACCAGUCUAGACUGCCCUCUAUCCCUACAGAGUGAACAUAGGCCACCCUCCAUCUGGAAUCCUAGCAUUUGCUGUCCUGGGGCCAGGAUAAAAAGUUUCCAAAGGGGAAGAACAUGCCAGUACAUAAAAUCAAGAAUGUGGCCUUCCCAGGCUGGAGUAGUACAGAUUCCAGGCUGAGUUCAUGUGUUCCUGAAAGCCCAUGUUCAUGGAAUCCAAUCUUCCUGGGGCCAGGUCCUUCCCCUGGCUAAAUCCACAGUAUGAAGUACUGAAGUACAAAGAGAAGAAGGUCAUGUCUUUUCGGUACAACUUAGAGAAGGACACCUUCAAGGCCUAUGAAACCCAACAGCAGCUCAAGAAAGAGACUAACUUCUAUAGCAAGCUGCAGAACCGGAUAAUGCUUGAGAAGGAUCUUCUACAUGAGCAUUUGGACACACUGAACCAGGCAGUGUACAUUGACUUUCGUGUAAUCCAAAAAUAUUUGGUUGGCUUCAACCUAAAUGAUAAAGAGGAACAGGAGAAGACCAGCAACCUCCAGACCCAACACCAUCAGGUCUCAGAAACUACAAGAGGGCUGAAAUUGGCCACAUCCCAGAAAGAGCACCCCCUGCAGGAUGACUUGCCACCUCAGGAGCCCCCUGCUAAGCUCCAUCCUCAAGAGCCAGAGAAUCCCUUGGAUAAAUCUUCUUCCACAUAGUUCCUUCAUCAGUGUCAAUAAGCCCUAAGUCUCAGCCAGUGAGCCAGCCUGGCUGAUUUGGGCUCUGAUUCCCUUUCCUGUCCUUUCAAGACCAGUUGAGAGAGAACUGAGGUGACUGUUGCCACCAACUCUCUAAGAGGAGAAACAGCUGUAGUCUGUGCUGCUAAGUGUGCAGUGAGAGAAAGGUGCUCAACAAUGUUGUCUUUAGUGUUUGUUUCAAGUUUUGUUUUCCAUUGGUUGCAUUUUUAUUAUGUUAUUUGGAUAUUCUGUGUUCUUGCUAUUGAUUUUCAUUUUUGUUGAUGCUUUUUACUGUUUACGUUAACUGUCAUUUUAAAGCUUGGGUUUUUUAUUUAUUUCUUAUGAAUAAAGAAUUGAUUU